CGCGAAGCUUCAAUUCAACAUUUGUCAGAUUUUUUUAUUUUAUUUUACUCUGAUGAUUGACGUAAUUCACCAAACAGGAGGAAACAGAAUGGAGGCUGCACAUAAAGGACAUCUACUCGCCAAAUGAUUUUGAGGGCGAGUUCGGCGCGCGCCCGGCCGGGCCCUGGGCCGACCCGCGCCCCGCCCCCCGACCUGCACCGCUUCCUGGCGGACCUCUCCUACCUGGAGCGCGCGUUCCCGUGCACGGAGGCGGAGCGCGCGUGCCUGGAGCACGGCCGCCUGCUGCACGCGGACGGCAACUGCUACCGCGUGCGCGAGCAGGGCCCGUGCGCCGCCGGGGAGGUCUUCCGCGUCAACAAGACGGAAGCGCUGCGCGGCGAGCUGCUGCGCGGCACGUGCAGCAAGCAGUGCAAAAGAAAUAGAAAAAAGACGUUUCAGCAACUUUUUAUAAUUAAUAUUAAGAAACAAAAGAGAAGCAGAAAAUCAAAACACAUAUUGUACACUGAUGGUGUGCCGGUCGGAGUGGGGGCUGCAGCCGACGGUGGACAUCUUCGGCGAGUGGGUGUGCAAGUGCCUGACGCCCGACUGCGCCCCGGCGCCGUCCACGCCCGCGCCGUCGCCCCCGGCGGCGCCGUCGCCCGGCGCCUCGCCCCGCGGGCGCCCCCCCCGCCGACCGCCUCGACGCCCCCCCGCGGCCACGCCCCCCGCCCCGCUCCCGCCGGCUUGCUGCAGGGGCCCGACCUCUCGCCGCCCCAACGC
This is a messenger RNA of Gryllus bimaculatus (two-spotted cricket), 759 nucleotides long. The record is from the annotation of a GenBank genome assembly. Lineage: Eukaryota; Metazoa; Arthropoda; Insecta; Orthoptera; Gryllidae.